AUGGACUGGAUGCACAUUUAUAUCGUUGGCACGGCCCUCCUGGUCUUCGGCCUCGUCGGCCUCGUCCUCUUUGCCUCAUCACACAAGAAUAAGAUCGACCUUGAUCAUGGAGCUCUCUCCUAUGUCAAGUUUAUCUGGGCAAGCUUUUUGAAGCCUCAUGAUAAAAGUGUCGAGGGUCAACAAGGUGCCCUGGAAAGCUUCUACAAAGCGCAGGUAGGGAGGACUCGCGCAAUCCACGCUGAGGCUUCCGUAUACGAUGCAACUCGUCAUCGACUUUUACGUGGGCGUGAAGAUAUGCUUGGUCUGGUGGCCGCGCAAUUGAAAUACAAGCUGGAAAAUAAGGAGAUCAAAGCGGGUAAAGCUGUCUGGGUGGAUGUUGGAGGUGGCACUGGAUAUAAUAUCGAGGCCAUGUCUGCGUUCCUUCCUGUGAACAAAUUCUUCGAGCAGGUCUACCUCGUCGAUCUCUCUCCAUCUCUCUGUGAGGUAGCCCGCCGGCGCUUCGAACGUCUCGGCUGGAAGAACGUGACCGUUUUGUGCCAGGAUGCGCGAUCAUUCCGCCUGCCUGAGAGGCAGGUAGAUCCCAAGUCGACCAACGGCGUCACGACGGACCGUGCAGAUCUCAUGACAAUGAGCUACAGCCUGUCCAUGAUCCCUGACUAUUACAGCGUUGUUGAUUCUUUGACGUCUCGCUUGAAGCCGACCGGCUUGCUUGGGGUUUGCGACUUUUACGUGCAAAAUAUCGUUGACGUCUCUUGCCGUAACUACACGGGCGGUGCCUUCAAUCGGCACGUUAACUGGUUGAGUCGAGCCUUUUGGCGGGCCUGGUUUGACUUUGAUCGGGUGAGCCUGGAGGCAGCUCGUCGUGACUACUUGGAAUACAAGUUUGGGACGGUGAUCUCGGCCAGUGAGCGAAACUAUGCCCUUGGCGGAAUUCCCUACUACAUCUUUGCGGUCGAGAAGAGCACGGGCGAGAUCCGUUCCAAGGCAUAUGAAUCAGCGGUGAUCAACCUCAGCGCAAACCUGCCCCUUCCUUCCUCCUUCUACCAGAACCAUCACUACCGCAUUCACUACAACGACAUGCUUCCCAAACACACGCAGUUUCAGAAUGAAUACAUUUACGCCUUCACCUGGGAGGAUCCCCGUGUUGAUCACCGCCUCCUGAACAUUGGUCCCGACGAUGUCAUCCUGGCCAUCACGAGCGCGGGUGACAACAUCCUAGACUACCUUCAGAAGAAUCCCCGUCGAGUCCAUGCCGUGGAUCUCAACCCAAACCAGAACCACCUUUUGGAGCUCAAGGUGGCCAGUUACAUGGCACUGGGCCAUCGGGACAUGUGGAAAAUCUUUGGAGAGGGGAAACACCCACAGUUCAGAGAGCUUCUUAUCUCCAAGCUGAGCCCCCAUCUGUCUAGCCAAGCCUUCCAGUACUGGACGGAGCACGCCCACGUCUUCACUUCCAAAUACGGCCGAGGGCUCUACGAGACUGGUGGCUCUCGCCAUGCGAUUCGCAUGGUUCGCUACUUGUUCAACAUUUUCGGACUACAGAGCGAGGUGGAAAAGAUGUGUUCGGCACAGACUCUGGCUGAACAGCGAGAGAUUUGGCCUCGUAUCCGUCGGGUGCUUCUAAGCAAGCCUCUCAAUUGGGCCAUUGUCAGUACCGAGUGGUUUGCUUGGAAGGCGGCUGGUGUACCCCGUAACCAGCGGAAUAUGAUCGUCGACGACUUUUUCCGUCGCAACGGGUUGACCACUGAGAUGAAACAGGGCAAGGAUCUUAGCGGGCAGUCGAUUUGGGAAUACGUGGUGAACACCUUGGACCCCGUGGUCAACGAUACCUUGAUCAGCAACGAUAACUACUUUUACUACCUCUGCAUGCAAGGAAAAUUCUCACGCCGCUGCCAUCCUACCUACUUGUCCCCGCAAGCGCAUGUGAAAAUGUCCACCCCGGGAGCCUUUGAUGGUCUUCGCAUUCACACCGACGAGAUUAACGAAGUGAUCAACCGAAUCACUCCUGGCACGUUGACUAUUGCCGUGGUAAUGGACUCGAUGGACUGGUUCGAUCCCGCCGGGGAUGCGGCCCCUGCGCAAGCCCGUCGGUUCAAUACUGCCCUUAAGAAGGGUGGUCGGAUCCUCCUUCGCUCGGCGAGUAUUGAGCCGUGGUAUAUCAAGCAUUUUGAAGAGAAUGGGUUCGCGGCUCGUCGCGUAGGGGCUCGUUUCCCUGGCACUUGUAUUGACCGAGUCAACAUGUACGCCUCGACAUGGAUCUGUACCAAGACUGACGAGGUGACUCGACCAAAGACCAGCCGGACCAUUUCCUCCUUGUCCCUAGGCGAUACGGCCAUGGGCAAGGCAAGACGCUCCAGCAGUGUGGAGGACUUGCAAAUUUGA
Messenger RNA from Penicillium oxalicum, 2382 nucleotides. RefSeq names its product class I SAM-dependent methyltransferase. The transcript is spliced from 10 exons. Lineage: Eukaryota; Fungi; Ascomycota; Eurotiomycetes; Eurotiales; Aspergillaceae. The record is from RefSeq and is a predicted model, not a curated record. Bases 1 to 2382 code for a protein of 793 amino acids.